AUAAUGAAUAUAAACUAUUAGAAAAAAUGAAAGUCUAGGAAAGUCACUUUGUCUUACUCACUUUAGCUUCUCAACAAAAUGUAUCCUCACUUUUAUUUGCACUCUGAACCUAUUUCUGGAAGUGAAUCUGAAAAAAGUUGCAUGCGGGUUUAUAAUAGUUAUGCAACACGGUGGUGCUCAUUUCUCUGUUUCUGUGACAGCUUGUCCAGUUAAUCUUUUUGUGUCUUCAAGUGCCCUUAAGAAUUACUGCAUCCCUAAUACUGGGUUAUCGAACCAAUCUGACAUCUGAAACCUCUCUGACUCUUUGUUUGCUCUGAUAUGUGACGGCAGCCUCUUUUCUCUUUCCCUGUGUUCUAAUCUCUCAUCAAAUCAUCUUCUAUGACCCAUGGACUCCGGAAAUGUCACCGUCAUUAUUUACUCUGUUAUCCCUUAAUUCACACGCACUCAAUCACAUCCCUGCUCAUAAAUAUUCCUCCUCAUCAUCUACACCUCACACCUACAUCUCAACAUCGGAUGUCAAAACCUCAUUACAAUACUGGAUGUCACCUUUCUAUCACCUCCAUCCUUCUCUCUAUCCCUCCAUCCUGGUGGUCUGUUUUCCUGGCUUUAUCCAGCCUUCUACAGCGCGGCCCCUCUCACCUCGGCGGGCAUCAUUCCCAUCAUGCAGUCGCUGUGUCCGGAUGGUCAGAGGGAUGAGUUUGGCUUCCUGCAAUAUAAAAACUCCACUGUGACUCAGUUGUUGGAGAGGAUUAGUGAGGUUGUUGAGCAGAAUCACUUGUUUACGUCAGACGGGCCGAGUCUGGGGGAGGAGCUGGAGUCACUGCAGCAGCACCUGGAGAGUCUCAGCUCGGCACACGGCCCUUUUGACAGUCACUACAACAGCAGCCAUGGUUUCACUGUAGGAAGCAUCCUCAGGAAUCAGUCGGCGUUCCAGCAGUUUCUGACCAGAAACCUUUCCCUGCCGAACGACACCGCCAGCCUGCUGAUCUCCUCCCCCAUCAAUCUGAAAGAGGUGUACAAUCUCAUUUUUGGAACUUAUCCUAAAGUUGGAACAAGGAGAGAAAGAAGAGAUGAAGGACAGCAAGGUCCAGGAGAAAAGCUUGUACAGCUGGAGAAGCAGUUACUUGGUGGCUUGCGGAGUCUGGAGGGGGGUCUUAUUCAGAAGGCGUUGAGAGACCCCACUAACGCAGCUCACCGCCAGGCUCUACUCAAAGUUAUGUCUCAGGCAUUGGGAAUCACAGGGGGUGAAAUAGGUCAAAAAUUUGAUCCUCAAGCCCUGCAUGAGAUGGAGGGAAUUCUGUUAACUGGUGCAGUACUAGAAACGCUCACUUGUGGAGAGGGAGGAAACAGCGAGUUGAGCAAAAUCCUGUUGGUUCCUGAAAAACAACAGGCAGCUUUGCAGGCAUACCGAAUGACCGUCUGUGGUGGCGAGGCGGGGCAGAGGGCGAAGAUUUUUGGGGAGAUGAGCGAAGAGCUGAGAGAGCAGAUUGAUACACAGAGGGUGUUUGAAAAGUUACGUCUUGAGCAGUCUAACGCAUCUGGUCUGUUGGAUCAGUCUCAUCUUGCGGCUCUGCUGAAGAAUCUGGCUGAUGUGGAAAGGCUACUGAGGGAUGUGGAUCUGUUGUCAGGCCUGGCCAGACUGCUCCCUAAAGGGGCUUGUGCAGGUCACCAGCCCCCUCCCGCAGCCAACACCACCUCCUGGAGCUCCAACACAACAACAUGGGGUCCCAACACAACAGAUAGCCCGGGGGAAGAAGGAGAGGGAUCUGCAGGAAAUGAAGCGGAAGCUGAAAAUCCCAAAUCGCAGUUUUCUGCUUUUGUUCAGCUGUGGGCAGGUCUUCAACCCAUUCUGUGUGGAAAUAACAGGAUUAUUGAGCCAGAAGCUCUGAAACAGGGAAAUAUGAGUUCCCUGGGCUUUACCAGCAAAGAACAACGAAACCUGGGUUUACUGGUUCAUCUCAUGACUACGAAUCCCAAAAUCCUCUACUCUCCCAUUGGUUCAGAGGUGGAUAAGGUCAUACAAAAGGCCAAUGAAACGUUUGCGUUUGUGGGGAACGUGACUCACUAUGCCCGUGUGUGGCUCAACAUCUCGGCUGAACUGAGAACUUUUUUAGAGGAGGGUAAACUGCACAAUCACCUGGUGUGGCUCCAACAGUUCAUCGCUGACCUUAAGAAGCAUCAUGAAAUGUUAAACGGCUCAGACAGUGAGCUGUUGAACACUCUGAUGGAGGAGAACUUCACGCUGCCUAACACAACCACCCUCCUGGAGCAGCUCCACACCAUUGAUAAUGCUGCCUGCGGAUGGACACACUUCAUGUCAAAGGUCAGUGUGGAUAUUUUCAGAGGCUUCCCUGAUGAAGAAAGCAUUGUCAACUAUACACUCAGCCAGGCCUAUCAGGACAACGUCUCUGUCUUUGCAAGUGUUAUUUUCCAGACUAAUAAAGACGGCAGUCUGCCCCCCCACGUUAUGUAUAAGAUCCGACAGAACUCCAGUUUUACAGAGAAAACCAAUGAAAUCCGUCGAGCUUAUUGGCGCCCUGGGCCGAACACGGGUGGAAAAUUUUACUUCCUGUAUGGCUUUGUGUGGAUUCAAGAUAUGAUUGAACGGGCAAUCAUCAACACGUUUGUGGGUCAUGAUGUGGUGGAUCCUGGAAACUACGUGCAGAUGUUUCCCUAUCCAUGUUACACCAGAGACGAUUUCCUGUUUGUGAUUGAGCACAUGAUGCCUCUGUGUAUGGUCAUAUCGUGGGUGUACUCUGUGGCCAUGAUGAUCCAGCACAUCGUAGCAGAGAAGGAGCAAAGGUUAAAAGAGGUGAUGAAGAUGAUGGGCUUGAAUAACGCAGUGCACUGGGUGGCCUGGUUUAUCACCGGCUUCGUGCAGCUUUCGAUCUCGGUGACCGCUCUCACUGCCAUACUGAAAUACGGCAAAGUCCUCCUUCACAGCGAUCCUUUUAUCAUCUGGCUCUUUCUUACAAUCUACGCCAUCGCCACCAUCAUGUUCUGCUUCCUGGUGUCAGUGUUGUACUCUAAAGCAAAACUGGCUUCAGCAUGUGGAGGAAUCAUCUACUUUCUGAGUUACGUGCCGUACAUGUAUGUGGCCAUCAGAGAAGAGGUGGCUCACGACAAGAUUACUGCCUUUGAGAAGUGCAUUGCGUCUUUAAUGUCUACAACAGCGUUUGGUCUGGGCUCUAAAUACUUUGCCCUGUAUGAAGUGGCUGGGGUGGGGAUCCAGUGGCGCACUAUCAACCAGUCACCUGUAGAGGGCGAUGAUUUUAACCUCCUCCUGUCUGUGGUCAUGCUUAUCAUUGAUGCCAUUGUGUACGGUGUGCUCACCUGGUACAUUGAGGCUGUGCAUCCAGGGAUGUAUGGGCUGCCCCGCCCAUGGUACUUUCCUUUGCAGAAAUCCUAUUGGUUGGGUAGUGGACGUAUCGAGACAUGGGAGUUGCCGUGGAGCAGCAGCACAAGGCUGAGUGUGAUGGAAGAGGACCAGGCUUGUGCUAUGGAACACAGACGCUCAGAGGAAACUCGUGGAAUUGAAGAAGAGCCCAGUCACUUACCGCUUGUGGUGUGCAUAGACAAACUGACCAAAGUCUACAAGACUGGGAGCAAACUGGCCCUAAACAAGUUAAGCUUAAACCUGCAUGAGAACCAGGUCGUUUCCUUCCUGGGACACAAUGGGGCUGGCAAGACCACCACUAUGUCCAUUCUCACUGGACUGUUUCCGCCCACCUCUGGCUCCGCUACCAUAUACGGCCAUGACAUUCGCACAGAGAUGGAGCGCAUCCGACAAAAUUUAGGCAUGUGUCCUCAGCACAACGUUCUGUUUGACAAGCUGAGCGUGGAGGAACAUUUGUGGUUCUACUCGCGUCUUAAGGGCAUGGCUGAAGAGGACAUCCGCAAGGAGAUGGACAAGAUGAUAGAAGAUCUAGAGCUGUCCAACAAGCGUCACAGCCUGGUACAGACUCUGUCUGGGGGGAUGAAGAGGAAGCUGUCGGUGGCGAUCGCGUUUGUGGGUGGGUCACGGGCUGUGAUUUUGGAUGAACCCACAGCAGGGGUCGACCCCUAUGCACGUCGGGCAAUCUGGGAUCUCAUUCUAAAAUAUAAACAAGGCCGUACCAUUCUGCUCUCGACUCACCAUAUGGAUGAGGCUGAUCUGUUGGGAGACCGUAUCGCCAUCAUCUCUCACGGCAAGCUGAAGUGCUGCGGUUCACCGCUGUUUCUCAAGAGCACAUAUGGAGAUGGCUACAAGCUCACUCUUGUCAAGUCGCAGAGUGACUCACACGCUGCAGAUCAGUCAAGCCAGUCUCCGUCCGCUUUGAUAUCUCCGUGUUCAGAGAGCAGAGUUACACACUUCAUCCGUCAGUACGUGGCCUCCUGCCUGCUGGUGUCCGACUCCAACACUGAGCUCUCUUAUGUCCUGCCGUCAGAGGCGGUGAAGAAAGGCUGUUUCGAGAGGCUCUUUCAGGCUCUGGAGCAGAGUUUGGACCGCCUGGCUUUGACCAGCUUCGGUGUGAUGGACACUACACUGGAGGAGGUCUUUCUGAAGGUUUCAGAGGAGGAUCUGUCUCUGGAGAACAGCGAUGCAGAUAUGAAAAGCUCUCCUGGUGGAGCAUCAGCAGGAAAACCCACCAUUCCGCUUGGAGGGCCACAUUCUGAGGGAGCCCCAUCCGGGGCCGUGAUCCGGCCGGAGGUGGAGCUCAGUAACCUCAUGAUGUGUUCCAGACUGAGCCCAAGCCAGGCGUCACUGCAGUCGGGCUCAUCUCUGGGCUCAGUGAGAGGGGAUGAAGGGGGUCUCUAUGCAGACUUCUAUGGAGACUACUGUCCUCUGUUUGAUAAUAGCCAGGAUCCUGACUCGGCCAGUAUUAGAGAUGAAGAGCGCUCUGCUGAGCGGGCCUUACAGGAGGGUCAGGGUAGCUUCAAGCUCGAGGGCUGGUGGCUCAAACUUCGUCAGUUUCAUGGGCUGAUAGUGAAAAGGUUUCACUGCGCCAAGAGGAACACCAAGGGCAUUUUCUCUCAGAUCCUGUUGCCCGCUUUCUUCGUCUGUGUGGCCAUGACCGUAGCCCUGUCUGUGCCAGAGAUUGGUGAUCUCCCCCCCCUCAUUCUGUCUCCAUCUCAAUAUCACAACUACACACAACCUCGUGGAAACUUCAUCCCGUAUGCCAAUGAAGACAGGCUUCAAUACAGGUCCGACAAAACAAUUAGUAAAAUGUCUCCAGACGCCACCCCGCAGUGGAUAGUAAACACCCUUCGCCUGCCCUCCGGAGUGGGUGCGACUUGUGUGCUAAAAACUCCCUUUAACAGCACUCUGGACCAGCUGGCACAAACGCUGAACCCGUACGCCAACAACUCCAAAACUCUGGCAGCCCGCUACUUUGACUCCAUGUGCCUAGAUUCCUUCACUCAGGGUGUGCCUUUAUCCAAUUUCGUGCCCCCGCCUCCCUCACCUGCCCCCUCAGAUGACCCAGAGGUACAUUUUGAAGACAGCGUUUGGAACUAUACCGAUGCUCCGCCCACUACCGUCAGAGAGAUGGCAACCCCACCCCCAACACUGCCACUGACCAUCCGGGAGCCCGUCCGCUGCAUCUGCUCCAUGCAGGGCACAGGCUUUUCCUGUCCCAGUGGAGUUGGGGGCCGUCCACCUCUUAUGAAGGUAGUAACUGGAGACAUCCUUGUGGACAUCACUGGUCGCAAUGUAUCCGAAUAUCUCCUUUACACCUCUGAUCGACUCCGAUUACACAGAUAUGGAGGCUUCACAGUUGGAAACAUCCAGAAAUCUGUUCCUGCAUCCUUUGGCAGAAAAACUCCACCUAUGGUGCGCAAAAUAGCAGUGAGGCGAUCCUCACAGGUGCUGUACAAUAACAAAGGAUAUCACAGCAUGCCCACUUACCUGAAUGUCCUCAACAAUGCCAUUCUCAGAGCCAAUCUGCCCAAAAGUAAAGGAAACCCCGCUGCAUACGGCAUCACGGUGACCAAUCAUCCGAUGAACAGGACCAGUGCCAGUCUUUCUUUGGACUAUUUGCUCCAGGGCACUGAUGUGGUUAUUGCCAUCUUUAUCAUCGUAGCCAUGUCCUUUGUGCCAGCCAGCUUCGUGGUCUUUCUUGUAGCAGAAAAAUCCACCAAGGCUAAGCACCUGCAGUUUGUCAGCGGUUGUGACCCUGUCAUCUACUGGCUGGCAAACUACAUAUGGGACAUGCUUAACUACCUGGUUCCAGCCACAUGCUGUGUCCUAAUUCUGUUUGUGUUCGACCUUCCUGCAUACACAUCACCUACAAAUUUCCCAGCAGUGAUCUCUCUGUUCCUCCUUUAUGGCUGGUCUAUAACCCCCAUCAUGUAUCCAGCUUCUUUCUGGUUUGAGGUGCCCAGCACAGCCUAUGUGUUUCUCAUAGUCAUCAAUCUCUUCAUUGGCAUUACAGCCACAGUGGCCACUUUCCUGCUGCAGCUCUUUGAGCGAGACAAGGAUCUGAAGUUGGUUAACAGUUACCUGAAGUCCUGCUUUCUCAUCUUCCCCAACUAUAACCUGGGUCAUGGUUUGAUGGAGAUGGCGUACAAUGAGUACAUCAACGAAUAUUACGCCAAAAUAGGCCAGUUUGAUAAAGUGAAGUCGCCAUUUGAAUGGGACAUUGUGACACGGGGAUUGGUUGCGAUGACCAUUGAGGGAUUUGUUGGCUUUCUUAUCACAAUUCUGUGCCAGUACAACUUCCUCAGGAAAGCUCAGAGAGUGCCUGUCAACAGCCAGCCGGUCGAGGACGAUGAUGUGGACGUGGCCUGUGAGAGCCGCAGAGUGCUGAGAGGAGAUGCUGACAACGACAUGCUGAAGAUUGAAAACCUCACCAAGGUCUACAAGUCUCGCAAGAUGGGCCGGAUCCAGGCGGUGGACCGUCUGUGUCUGGGGGUCCGUCCUGGGGAAUGCUUUGGGCUGCUGGGGGUGAACGGGGCAGGAAAGACCACCACCUUCAAAAUGCUGACAGGAGAUGAGAGCACGACGGGUGGAGAGGCCUUUAUUCAAGGAAACAGCAUCCUGCGGGAGCUCUUGCGAGUCCAGCAGAGCAUCGGUUACUGCCCUCAGUUCGACGCCCUGUUUGAUGAUCUGACAGCUCGAGAACAUCUGGAGCUGUACACUCGCCUCCGCGGAAUCCCCUGGAAGGAUGAGGAACGGGUGGUUCAGUGGGCUCUGGAGAAAUUGGAGCUGUCCAAGUAUGCCGACAAACCUGCUGGCACAUAUAGUGGAGGAAACAAACGCAAACUCUCCACAGCAAUCGCUCUGAUUGGAUACCCCUUGCUUAUCUUUCUGGACGAGCCCACCACAGGAAUGGACCCAAAGGCUCGCCGUUUCUUAUGGAACCUAAUUCUUGACAUCAUCAAGACAGGACGUUCGGUGGUUUUGACGUCACACAGUAUGGAGGAGUGUGAAGCUCUGUGCACUAGACUGGGCAUCAUGGUCAACGGCAGGUUCAAGUGUAUGGGGAGCAUCCAGCAUCUCAAAAACAGGUUUGGGGAUGGAUACAUGAUCACGGUUCGCACCAAGACCACUGCUAGCGUCAAAGAAGUGAUCCGUUUUUUCAACAGAAAUUUUCCAGAGGCUAUAUUAAAGGAGCGGCACCACACAAAGAUUCAGUACCAGCUGAAGUCCGAGAAUAUCUCUCUGGCUCAGGUCUUCAGCAAGAUGGAGCAGGUGGUGGAGGUGCUGAGCAUCGAGGAUUAUUCGGUCAGCCAGACAACCUUGGACAAUGUUUUUGUCAACUUUGCAAAAAAGCAAAGUGACAACUUAGAACCGCAAGAAAGUUCUCCCUCUAGUGGUGGUCAGUCUCCACUGCAGCGACUGCUCAACAUCCUCAGGCCUCGUCCGGCUAACACAGAACUCAGUGCACUGGUCAGCGAAGAGCCGGAGGAACUGGAGAGUGAUGAUGAUGAAGGACUGAUCAGCUUUGAGGAGGAGAGGGUGCAGUUAUCCUUUAAUACAGACACUUUAUGCUAAACUGUUAAUCUCACAGAUAGAGAUGUAAAAAUCAAAACAAGCCUCAAGUUCAGACAUGUGUCUGUCUGAUCAAAGACAUUUGUGCGCUUUUUCUCUUUGGAGAGGAUCCGUCUCUCUGGCUCUGCGAGUGGGUUGUACUUGUUUCCAUUUGCACAUCAACAGCAGAGCAAGAGAACAGCUCCUCUGGGAACUCUAAACAGAGAAACAGUCAGUGCCUGAACAGGACAGGCCAGCGAGAGCGGGACUCCGGGGUACUAAAUGUGUUAGACAGCUUUGUCCACAAGCUGCAUUUUGGAGAUGAUGGUUUAUGGAAUCGUGUCCUUUAUAUUCAAGCCUGCUGGAUGGGAAUGAAAGAGAAUGUAUUUGUUGCGUGUUUAUUUUGGUAUCGCUUUAAAUUUGGUAAAUUGUUGUACGAUCUUUUAACCGACCCAUCACAUUUUUAUCCGUAGUGUUCAAGCCUACAUAACCAUCCCUCAUGGAAUAUGACCGCUAUGGGUUCAACCUUUGCAGUUUGUUGCUUAUCCUAACCUUGAGUUGAAACCAUGGAAACUACUGUAAGCAUAUAUUUUUCUUGGACCUAACUUGUUUAUUUGUACUUGCAUUGAGAGCAUGCAUUAAAGACAAGGCUGUCGUAUUGUGGGUUGAAGAAAUUUUACUAUGCUUAAAUGUCUCGAAAAGAUCUCUUGUUCUUUUGAAUUGUUGAAGAAUGCAAAUGUAUCCGUGCACCUUCGUGGAAGUUCUUACACUGGACAUUCUUAGCGAAUGACUUGUAACUAACAUCUUAAGUGGACCGAACCAGCCCUAAAAUAGAGAAGCUGGAUGUGUAUGACCUGUUGUUGAAUAAACGCGGCAUAAAUGUGUUUUGUGCUGACAUGUGUAUCCUGAACCAGGGGUUUCUCACUUGUUUUAAUGGCUUCAUUUUGUUUAAACACUGUAUUUAAUGCCAGUGUCUGUCUUGGUAAAAGUUAUGUGUUUUAUCGCUAAUGCUUAAAAACGGAACAUCACCAGAUGUCAGCCGAAACGCUCCGCAUAUACUGUACCAGAUGUCAGUAGAAAUGUCCAUUAUACUUGUCACGCUAUCACUGUGAAGCCAAAGGUGAACUUUGAGUCACUGUUAUUACAGAUAAACAGAAAUCAGGUCAUUGCUCUUUAUUAUUAUAUUUAGCCCAAUAUGUUCAAUGAAUAUUGAACGGCAGAUGGUUUACGUUUAAGUCGUCAUUCAGUUUUGCACUGUAAUGUAAUUUCUUUUGCCCUAAAACCAGUGGAUUGUAUCGCUACAUUUGAAGGAUUCUUCUGCUGAAUCUAGGAUUAUGAUAAUUUAUGUCAUUGAUGUAUAGAAAUGUUAAGUCCCUUUGCUUGGUGACAGUCUAACUGUGUUUAGUCUCUUGCACAGUGGUCAGCACAUAGUACUUAAAUGGUGUCUUAUUUUUCUGACAUUGCGGCAUAUGCUUACUAUUUUUAACUCCUCAAAGAGGAUUGACAUAAAAAUGCCCUUGGUGCGGUUUUGACAUAUGAUGACCAAAGGGAAACAUUUGAACAUGUUACGUUAUGACUGGCUAUGCGGAAACUGACCUAACAAACAAUUUACUUAAUGAUCAAAAGUCUUUGAUUAUUGAACGGAAAACCUCAACAGCCUAACUAAAGAUGAGAACAAGCUGCUUAACUAGAAAUUGACAUGUGCAGUGAUUUAAGACACCAGCAAUCGUGUGAUUCUGUAUCAUUAAAAAUAGCAUUGACUUGAUCUUGUUUGGAGAACGGAGUGGGGUAUUUUGUUUUAUCUUUACAGUGCUUUGGAAUGUAAAUUCAGUCCAUGUGAAUUUGAUUCUAUAUUUAUGAACGUUUUUCAUUCAGUAAUACCUUUGUUUUGAUGGACUUCCUUGUAACAAGAUUGACUGGACCUUUAAAGCUUGUUUAAAAUUACUUUUAUUGUCUCCGUUCUCUUGUGCUAACUGGGGUAAAAUUAUGUUUUUAAUAUUACCAGAGAGAAAAGAGAAUAAUUCAAUAAAUGGUUCAAUUGA
Molecule: messenger RNA, 9993 nt
Organism: Triplophysa dalaica
Lineage: Eukaryota; Metazoa; Chordata; Actinopteri; Cypriniformes; Nemacheilidae
Gene: abca2
Product: ATP-binding cassette, sub-family A (ABC1), member 2
Exons: 47
Coding region: 662-7975 (2437 amino acids)
Biological process (GO): lipid transport; transmembrane transport
Cellular component (GO): membrane; intracellular membrane-bounded organelle
Molecular function (GO): ATP hydrolysis activity; lipid carrier activity; ATP binding
Source: RefSeq, a predicted model, not a curated record